This is a messenger RNA of Leguminivora glycinivorella, 3112 nucleotides long. RefSeq names its product 6-phosphofructo-2-kinase/fructose-2,6-bisphosphatase-like. The record is from RefSeq and is a predicted model, not a curated record. The transcript is spliced from 9 exons. Gene Ontology annotation, biological process: fructose 2,6-bisphosphate metabolic process; fructose metabolic process. Gene Ontology annotation, cellular component: cytosol. Bases 459 to 2147 code for a protein of 562 amino acids. Lineage: Eukaryota; Metazoa; Arthropoda; Insecta; Lepidoptera; Tortricidae. Gene Ontology annotation, molecular function: ATP binding; 6-phosphofructo-2-kinase activity; fructose-2,6-bisphosphate 2-phosphatase activity.
CUCGCUUCGCUUUCGUUGCCCCUGCACCGCAACACCGCUGUACAGUGCGAAACGAAUCCGCGCCGGACGCACCGCGUAAACAAUAACACGUUGACAAAAUACUAGAAAUCUAACCACAUCGUGCUGUCCUAGUUGUUACAAUGCGUAAAAUACGCUCCGGUGUAAAGUAAAUAAGUGAAUUGACAGUUUUUCGUGGUAUAUUUGCAAUCCGCGGCGUAUUGGACAGCAAAACUGUAUAAUUUUUGUGUUAUAUCCCCUGUGAGAUGUUGGGGGAAAAUUUUGGUUAAGAAGUUGACUUUGGACGUUUACUGGGACUUGUCUCGAAUGUGUAUUGAAACGUUUAUUGCCAUACACGGGCGCACUGCUAUGCGCCACGAUUUGGUGCAUUUCAUACGGCAUACAUCUUCCGAUCACUACUGCGAAGGAAGGAUUUAGUUUUUGCGGCCAGAUCGCAAUCGAUGGCGCUACUGAGCAUCCGAGGCGAUUGGUCUACGUUUCUGUUCCUUAUAUACUACAAAAUCUACUCAGCGAUCGUUUGGUUGGCCGGCAAUCACUGCCGUGGAGCUGAUAAGGGUCGCUCAGUGAUAAGCGGCGGAGUUGGCGGACAGUCGCCAGCAGGCCUUCACAAAGUGCGCACGCGUCGACGUAGACCGCAACAGCAGCAUCGUGCUAAGCACAUCGUCGCGUUGACCAGGAGACCCUCGUUGAGAAGAAUAGUCAUGGCACCCGGAGCGAGCACCGCCCACACCAUGCUGGAGGACAAGGAGAAAGCCCUCGGAGCCUUGGCCACUGCCACAGUAUCUCUGCGCACACGCCGCAUCAGCCAGUUCGCGCCGCUGCUGAUCGCGCUGGUCGGGCUCCCGGCCCGCGGCAAGAGUCAGCUGGCGCACCAUCUCUCGCGGCACCUCAACUGGAAUGGAGAGAGCACUAAAGUAUUCAACUGCAGCGAGUACCGGCGGCGCCACAUGGCGCUGUACGGCACGCACGACAUCUUCCGCGCCGACAAUGCGCAGGGCUCCGCCAUCCGCCGGCAGAGCGCCCACGAGGCCGUGCAGGACGCCGUGCUGUGGCUCAAGGAUGGGAACAGUGUUGCUAUUUUCGAUGGCACCAACAUCACCCGCGAGCAGCGUAGGGAGCUCAACGACUACUUCCUGUCGGAAAUGGGCUUUAGGAUCCUCUUCAUAGAGUGCGUCUGUGAGGACCAGGAACUCCUCGAGAGGAACAUCAUUGAGAUCCUGCGCUACUCUGAAGACUACAAGUCGAUGAGCGAGGAGCAGGCAGUGGAUGAUCUGAGGAAGAAGCUUGAGCAUUACAUGAGGCAGUAUGAGCCUAUUGAUGCGAAUUUGGAGACCAUUAGCUUCGUUCGUGUUGAGAACAUGGGAGAAACCGUGACCGCUCAUAAAGUCGCUGGCCAGAAGGAGUCUGGAAUCCUUGGAUACCUUUCGGGCCUUCGUCCGCUGCCGCAAACUUUAUACUUCACCAGACACGGUGAGAGCGAGUACAACGUGAUCGGUCGCAUCGGCGGCGACGCGCUGCUCUCCCCGCGUGGUCAGAGCUACGCUCGUGGCCUGGCUCAGCACAUGAACGCCAUAGCUGACCGCGAGCCUCUGUCAGUCUGGACUUCCGAGCUGAGACGCACCAAGCAGACGGCGGCGGAGAUCAGAGCUCCUAAGCGGGCGGUUCGAGCGCUGAAUGAGUUGGACGCUAUGCAGGAGCGCUUCCCGCAGGAGUUCGCGUGGCGCGAUCAGGACAAGCUUCGCUACCGGUACCCGUGGGGCGAGUCGUACAUCGACAUCAUGACGCGUCUCCGGCCCGUGCUGUCUGCGUUGGAAGACGAGCAUAAUGUCAUCGUGGUGGGACACCAGGCUGUGUUGCGGUGCAUGCUGGGGUACUUCCUGGAUGCCAAGCUCGACGAGCUCCCGUACAUGAACGUACCGCUGCACACCAUUGUCAAGCUGACAUCCCACGGCUACAAAUACAAAGUGGAGACCAUCAAGCUACCCAUCGAGUGCGUGGACACCCACCGCAAACAGCCCAAGAACUGCUCAAUCACUCGGACUUCCAUCGACGCGCUGGUGACGGUGCCGUCUCACUACGACACGCUGCCGUCGAACCUGUGGCAGAGCCCCUCCGAGGCACAGAGCUAGGCGGCGCGGCGCCCGGCCCGCGCGGCCGCCGACACGUACCAGCAGCACCAGGGCCGCCCGCGCCCCGGCACCAUGCAGUCCACGGCAGUGAAAAACCUUGGAUUUACAAAAGAAACGAUAUCGCGCCGAGGCACAGCAAAAACAACGCUUAGCGACAGCGCAGAAGUUUAGUUAUUCUUCUCUGUCGAUUCUCUAAGCGAGCGUGUAAAACUUUGGUGUCAUUCGUUUCUGAAAGUGUGGACGUUGAGCAAACUCUAGCCUUAUAAGAUUUUUAAUAGAAGUUAAUUCCGUUUAAAAUUACUUUUAAGAUUUUUUUUGCUUCAAACGACGCUUGAUCGUCAAAGAUUAGCGCGAUACGUACAAAUAUGUACAUGGAAUGUAUGACAAGCCUGUGUGUGAUCUUCCGAUCCGCAUUAAUAAGACUGAACAAAUUGAAUCCAAUCCAAUGAAAAGUGUUGAAGUCAAUUCGAUCUACAUUAAUUUUGUGUUCGUUAUUCUUAAGUUAAUAGAUAAAUCCCUUUGACUUACUUUAUUUUAUGUUUUCUAGUAUAACUUGCAUGCUUACUGACUUAAGAUUCCUAUACUUUAGGUUUUACAACUUUGCACAACGUCUUUAUUAUUAGUGUAAAAUGAAAAAAUUAAAAUGAAAAUGAAAAUGAAAUAUUUAUUUUUCAAGUAGGCAUAUUACAAUGCGCAUAUGAACGUCAAAUAAAGCUACGCCGGCUCUAACCCUACGCCUCAGCCUCGAGAAGCUUUCAGUCCCCCCUCAGUUGGGGGUUGUAUGUUGUUUAAAGUUAAAAUAACGCCUCAGGUCCGCAGGUAAACAAAAUAUAUCUGUUAUUAUCAGACAAUGAGUAUUCUACCUUAUCAGUAAGAUUAAGUUUCAUUAUACGUUUGAUCUUUUCUCUAAUUAGGACUUAUAUUGAUUAAUCACGCUUAUUUAGGGAUUUAUCGUAAUCUGCAGA